Molecule: messenger RNA, 630 nt
Organism: Gongylonema pulchrum
Lineage: Eukaryota; Metazoa; Nematoda; Chromadorea; Rhabditida; Gongylonematidae
Source: the annotation of a GenBank genome assembly
UUGAACCUACAAUCUCCGAGGUUAUCGUAUCACUGACUACUACAGUAUGUAGAUGUUCUAGGAUGCCGAAACAUAUCGCCGUGCCUGGGCGCGUUCCUCACUGGGAGCCCAUAAACGAUUGGGUAAAUCGUAUACCGUACUCAGUACCAAUCGUGCAAAAUUAGCGCUACCGGUGAUGUCCAAGAAACGGAGCGGCAUGGAUACACCGUUCAAGACCAAUAUCAUGGAGAUAGCACUUGCUUCAAAUGAAGAAGUGGCCCAGCAAGUGUUUAUUACUGCAGCAGUCUAUACAGCGCUGAUUAUCAUCAAAACAAUGUUCGAGGCUGUUGGGCGUCUAUUUAUUGCACUGUACGGACAUGGCUUUUGUGGUUACAUGCGCAGCGAAAUGUUUCGUCGGGUACUGAGACAUGGCGCAGCUUACUUUGAUGAAGAAGCCAAUACACCAGGACGCCUGGCCCAUAAACUGAUUUCCGAUACUACUACUCUAAACAGGGUAAGUUUACUUAUUGAAAUAAACAAUUCUAAAUGCAAACCUGCGCACAGUUUUAAGCCAGGGACACAAAUUAUUGCUACAGGCGGACACAUUACCCCUUUGAUCGUCCAUCACUUAUUUGCUGAACUCCAGUGAAG